AUGGCAUCCUCACAGCCUACAUACACUUAUGAGCCUGCGGCUAAAGUCCACAAAAAGCGAGGCCCGAAACCCAAGCCUCUGAGCGAGCGGGUGUCGAAGGCAACAAACCCCAUCACACGACCCACGCGCAGGUAUUCAAGAAAGAGGAAGAUCGAGGUGCUCAUGUACCUCAUUCACCACCGUGUCGCCGAGCCGCCGCAGCCUCUCAACGCGCGCCACCGCAGACGACGUCUCUUCGGCACGGCGCCAGUCCACAACAUCGAGGACGGGCUCGUCUACCGGCUGCCCACAUACGAGGAAGCUUCCGCAUUCUGGAAGAUACCCCGGUCGACCAUCUUGAAGUGGUAUCAGAUCAGAGAUCAGAUUCUGGAGGGUCCGCAACCCCGAAAGAAGCAGUCCAACAAAGGCCAGGGACAGAGCGAUAUGGAGCAAGGCCGAGAAAAGAGCAGCGUCACAGAUGCAGCUAUGCCACACCAGAGUCUCCACGAGACACCGGCAGCAACGACACCUGUGCAGUCACCAGGAGCGAUGUCCGUCGAAGUCCUCUGCAGACAAUGA
Molecule: messenger RNA, 558 nt
Organism: Thyridium curvatum
Lineage: Eukaryota; Fungi; Ascomycota; Sordariomycetes; Thyridiales; Thyridiaceae
Exons: 1
Coding region: 1-558 (185 amino acids)
Source: RefSeq, a predicted model, not a curated record